Messenger RNA from Phialemonium atrogriseum, 2913 nucleotides. RefSeq names its product nitrate reductase. Lineage: Eukaryota; Fungi; Ascomycota; Sordariomycetes; Cephalothecales; Cephalothecaceae. The transcript is spliced from 5 exons. Bases 1 to 2913 code for a protein of 970 amino acids. The record is from RefSeq and is a predicted model, not a curated record. Gene Ontology annotation, molecular function: oxidoreductase activity; molybdopterin cofactor binding.
AUGGAGCUCUGUGCCGAGCCAGUAAUCCAGAGUCGCAACUCCAUUGAGGAUGUUUGGGGACCACGCACUCCUUAUAAAGAUGAAUGGCCAACCCGAGUGGACCAGACAUGCGACGAAGAGCCCGAAAAAUGGGUCCAGAGUGCAUGUGUUCUUUGCAGCAAUGGCUGCGGGCUGGACAUUGGCGUCAAAAACGGAAAGGUCGUCGGCGUGCGCGGACGCGCGACUGACCGAGUGAAUAAGGGGCGACUGGGGCCAAAGGGCCUGCACGGGUGGAAAGCCAUCAAUCACAAGGACAGGCUCACUCAUCCCAUGAUCCGGAAGAAUGGGCAGCUCGAGCCGGCGUCGUGGGACGAAGCUAUGGACCUCAUCGUCGCCAAGUCCAAAGAACUUCAGGAGCACUUGACCAACCACAGCAUCGCAUUCUAUACGACUGGCCAGCUCUUCUUGGAGGAGUACUAUGCCCUGGCGCUCGUCGGCAAGGCCGGUCUGCACACGCUCCAUAUGGAUGGAAACACACGGCUUUGCACCGCCACUGCAGCGGCAUCGAUGCGAGAAUCCUUCGGCUCUGAUGGUCAACCCAGUUCAUACACGGACAUAGACCACACAGACUGCCUCUUCAUGGUGGGGCACAACAUGGCAGCAACCCAAACCGUCCUUUGGUCGAGAGUAUUGGACCGUCUAGAAGGACCCCAACCCCCGCGGCUCAUCGUCGUUGACCCGCGCCUGUCCGAGACUGCGCGCAGGGCCACCGUCCAUCUCGCCCCUCGCAUAGGCACCAACCUGGCAUUGCUGAACGGCAUCCAGCAUCUGAUGCUGCAGAAUGGCUGGAUAGACGAAGACUUCAUCUCGAAGCAUACUGUCGGCCUGAGCGACCUGAGAGCGACGGUCGAGAACUACGACCCCGCGACCGUCCAAGAGCUGACAGGAGUCCCCAUUGCGCAGCUCGAAGAGGCCGCCAGGAUUCUCGGGACGACAAAGAGCCUCCUCUCCACCGCCCUGCAGGGCGUGUACCAGUCCAACCAGGCCACGGCCAGCGCAUGCCAGAUCAACAACAUCAACCUGCUCCGGGGCCUGAUCGGCAAGGCCGGCAGCGGCGUCCUCCAGAUGAACGGCCAGCCGACCGCGCAGAACAACCGAGAGGCCGGCUGCGACGGCGAGUUCCCGGGCUUCCGCAACCACCAGAACCCGCGCCACAUGGCCGACCUGGCGCGCCUGUGGAACAUCGACCCGAUCCGGGUGCCGCACUGGAACGAGCCGACCCACGUACAGAACCUGUUCAACUUCAUCGAGAACGGCUCCGUCCGCAUGAUCUGGAUAUCGGGCACGAAUCCCCUGGUUAGCCUGCCCAACCUGCCGCGCGUGCGGGGUCUCCUGACACAACCCGAGCUCUUCGUGGUGUGCCAGGACAUCUAUCUCACCGAAACCGCGGCCGUCGCCGACGUCGUGCUCCCCGCUGCCCAGUGGGGGGAGAAGACGGGGUGUUUCACCAACGUCGACCGCACCGUCCACAUCUCCCACAAGGCAGUCGACCCCCCGGGCGAGUGCAAGUCCGACCUCGAUAUCUUCUUAGACUACGGCAGGAGGAUGGGGUUCAAGGACAAGGACGGCGACGACCUUCUUCCCUGGAAGUCUCCGGAGGAAGUCUUCGAGGCUUGGAAGAAGGUGUCCCGCGGGCGGCCGUGUGACUAUAGCGGCCUGAGCUACGAGCGGCUGACGGGCGGGUCGGGGGUCCAGUGGCCGUGUAACGAGGAGAACCCAAACGGCACCGAGAGGCUGUUCUCUAAUGGUGUCUUCUACACCGACACGGACUACUGCGAGAGCUUCGGCCACGACCUAGAGACGGGGGCGCCGUACACGGAGGAGGAGUACAAGGCCCUGAACCCGGCCGGGAGGGCCAUCCUCAAGGCGUGCCACUACACGGCGCCAAUGGAGGGGCCAGACGAAGAAUUCCCACUUAGGCUGUCCACCGGCCGGAACGUACACCAUUUUCACACCCGAACCAAGACGGGGAGGACGGUGCUGCAGAAGGCUUGUCCGGAGCCGGAGGUCAGGAUCUCCGAGAAGGAUGCCGAGAGGUUUGGCGUCAAGGAUGGCGAGAUGGUUAUUGUACGGUCGAGACGAGGCGCCGUGGAGAUGAUACUCCGGGUUGGACGUAUCAAGGAGGGGCAGGCGUUCAUGCCGUUUCACUUUGGCUAUUGGGAUUCUACCGAUGGGAGGGCCAGGGCAGCCAACGAGCUGACAACCGAACGGUGGGAUCCAAUCUCGAAGCAACCGACUUUCAAAGCUGGAGCGGUCAAGAUUGAGAAGAUACUAGUGGACAAGGACAAAGUACGCAUCCGAGAACAGCAAACAGCCGCGACCGAGAAGGCGGCCCUCAAAGACGCAGUCGGCACGACUUCAACCGACGACCUCACCAACCGCGAGCGGCAGCUCGAACAAUGGCUAGGCGAGACAUACGAGACGACAGUGCAGCUCCUCGACAUCUACGAGCACCUGAUGCCCCGCCUAAUCCAUGACCUCGAGGUGGAGGGCGGCCUACGGGUGGCGCACCGCAUCGCGGAGGAGAUGCGCGCGAGGCUGGAGCCGCAGGUGGCCAAGCUGGGGGAGAACCGGCAGCGCGGCAGGCACCGCGCGCACAUCCUCCGGGAGGCGCUGUUCCCGCCCGAGGACGCGCGCCGGAGCCCGUACGAGGUGCUCGAGACGCUGCAGGGGCUCGCCGUGUAUCUCGCGCACAUCCAGUCGUCGCUGACGGCCCUGCAGCCGACGGCGCAGGCCAUGUGGGACGGGGAGUUCUUCGACGCCGUCAUGUUUGCGCAACGGUGCCUCCAUCGGAUGCAGGCGUGGGUCACGCAGCAGAUCAAGGUGCGGAGUCCGCAGACGCUGCUUGUCCCGAUUCGGACCGCUGGGGGGUGA